UACGACACUCUUGAAAGUUACAUGAAUGCAUUUUCAAACUUGCGGUUAAAUUGUAAACAAAGAAAUAUGUUCCGCAUUUGGGUAAAACGUUGGAUUAUUCGACUUAUUGAAUUCAUACGACAAGCUUUAAAUGUAUAAGCGAAGGCUUCUUAAAAAAUGGAUAUGCAUUAUAGUGAGAAUACACGUUUUGUUGGAAGGACAAAGUAUAUUACAGAAUUAAACAAUGCUUGGUCUAAUAACAAAGUAUUUGGAAUAUACGGACUUAAAGCGGUAGGGAAAUCAAGCUACUUAAAACGUUUCAUGGAGUUUAAACGAGAUGUGGCUCAUUGGUUAGAUUUAGCAGCCGUACAAAAUGAAUGUUCUUUGUACAUAUCAGUCUGCUCGUCUUUUGAUGAGAGACCGGACGAAAGUGCAAUUGAUUGCAACAAUAAUGCUUGGAUAGUACAUAUUCUUGAAAUAGUACAUGAAAUUCCAAGUGAAGUUAUCAUAGUGUUUGACAAUGCUGAAGAUAUUAUAGAAGGUAAUUUCAACACGGCAUUUAUGCAGCUAUGCUCCGCACUGAUAGAUCAAUGUGAAGCCAAAAUAUUCAUAACAUCUACAACAAAGGUUAUAUUUCCAAAACACAGUAACAUUUAUUUUACACAAGAAAUGCUUCCCUUAACACCAGUGGAAUCAAAAUCUCUAUUAUUAGUAGCUGCACCGGAUGUUGAUUUGGAUUCAUACGAUGAUGCUAUAGUGGAAUUGAGUGAGGGGUUACCACUUCUAAUACUUAUGAUUGCAUCUGAACUAGAGGCAGAUGGAGGGCAUAUAACACCAGCUGAAAUGGUGGAAUUGUUGCUUGAAUGCCGUCUACAAACCAUCAGCAAUAGUCAUGUGCACCCGAGAGUUGAUGUUUUAUACCGAUGUUUCAUUCUACGGCUGAACGAAGUACACAGAGAGAAUCUGGUGACUUUAGACUUCAUCCCGGGAUCGUUUACAUCGCGCCACGUGACAUUUCUUCUGGAUGUCGGCUCAGAGGCCAUGGCCAAACAGUUUGCAAUAAAGCCGAUACGCGAGCGACAUAUGCUGCGCCAUGAGUCGGAUUCCCAUAGGUUCAACAUACAAGGAGUACUACGAGAGGUCAUAAGAGCUAACUUUGUGAUCAAGAAUUUGGCAGAGGUCAAAUCAAGAUACAGUCGCUUAUUCUGUGGAGUUAUGAAAGACAUUGCUGAUAAGAUGGGCACAUCAGAAUACACGAAAGCUUUAGCAGAAUUUUCAGUGGAACAACCAAACCUUCGAAAGCUGUUGCUUGAGGUUCACGAUACUAAACAAGACAAUUAUCAUUUUUUUAUAGAAAUAGCUUCAUCUUGUACGGAGCUCAUCGAGAAGUAUAUGGCAGACCAGGGCGAUGCAUUUUAUGGAGGCUGUCUGGAACUAGCAGAAAGAUACGGAAAAAACAACGAUAAAGCCUCCGUGUAUAUUGCCGUCGGAAGUAUCGAAACUCUUACGAAAGGACAAUUCAAAGCUGGAGAGAAAAACUACUUAAAAGCGUUAGAUAUACUCAAAAGGAAUGAAGACAGACAUCAAAUGGCCGUUGUGUACAAGAAAUUGGGAUGGAACGCCUACAAACAAGGAUUUUGUUCUCGAGCUGUGGAGUUUUCUCAGAAGUCGCUUAGUAUUUACCAGCUUGGUAGAGAUGAAUACGAGCUCAUUACUUUGGAAAAUCUUAGCAUCAUGGCGCUAGCAUGGACUGUUUUAGGCGAGUUUGACUUAGCAGAGAAAUACCACAAUUUUUGCCUUAACCGACGCAAACGACGAUUCGGUGAAGUAAGUUCCGCAGUGGGGAAAUGCCUAAACAAUUUUGGAGAUCUGUUCGAGAAUAAGGGAAAUCACCCGAAAGCUUACGAAUUAUACAAGAAAGGGCUUGACAUGAAACGCAUGUGCAAAACUGAGACAAUAUCCAUUGCGGAUUCUCUCAGUAAUGUUGCAAAAUGUUUAAUAAAUAUGGGGAACUAUGAAGAUGCACAUAGACACUUAGAGGAUGCCUUUCACAUGCUUAAUAAGGAAAAGAUACCAAUGCUUGACGGCUUGUCGUUGGUCCAUCACACAAAAGGCAAAGUAUAUGCGAAGGAAAAUAGACUGAAAGAGGCUCAAAAAGCUUUCUCUGAAUCUGUUAGCAUUUCGCGAAUGUCAGAACUCAAAGGUGUUGUCUAUAUGGAACGAUUGAUAGAUCUUGCACGAUUACAACAGCGAAACAAACAGUUCAAAGCUUGCAUAGGCACUCUAACAGAAGCAUUGAGUUAUCAAGGGGAAAUAACUCAAUCUAAAGAGCAUUCAUUUGAUAUCAUCCGUUGCUUUAAAUGCUUGAGCGAGAUUUAUAAAGAAAGAAACGAUAAGGUUCAGCAUGUUCAAACAUUAUAUGCCAUGGAGAAGGAGUGCUUUCGAUUAGAACGAGUAUGUAAAAACUUUGGAAACAAACUUUGGACUGAAGAGGUUCAAAGAGAGUUGGACAACACCCAAACAGAAUUGCAAAGGCUUCAUAUUAGUGAUAAAACCUACUAGAUUUGAUUAAUGUAUGAAUGAAUUCUUCAAAAUAUUCGUUUGUUGAUGUGUGUGAGAUUGUUGAGAUAUUAACAGUCUUGUACUUAAAAAAGCUUACCUUAUUGCUAUUUGGCGUGUUUAAGGUAUCAUAUGUGUUGAAGAUUUUGUUUGAUCUCUCAAUUUAAAUAUCUGAAUAUAAGUAGAUUUAACACAAAAACGCAAUCACGUUUGUUUUCUAAAUGUUAAGCCGGAUUCUAAUGAUGCUUUUUACCGGAGUCGUAUUACUUGGAUAAUCUGUCAUAUCAAUCACAAAAGGUCCAUUUGUUAUAAGUUGAUCUCAUUAAUAAGCGUUUUAAUUAACAUACACCCUAGUAAGAUAAUCAACAUUCCAGGGUAGGGGUUCCUUAAGAAAACAGGGUUAACUAUGUGAUUUAUUUAUUUCUUUGUGGUUAUUUGGUCUUUGUGUCUUAUAAUUCGCACUGUUAAAAACCGCAUAGCAACGUACGUCCCAUUUGUCGAUCACUUGUCGGCUAAUAAAUAAAUGAGCAAAAGCC
Messenger RNA from Mya arenaria, 3074 nucleotides. RefSeq lists its product as uncharacterized. Bases 157 to 2541 code for a protein of 794 amino acids. The transcript has 8 exons. The record is from RefSeq and is a predicted model, not a curated record. Gene Ontology annotation, molecular function: protein binding. NCBI's taxonomy places the organism in Eukaryota, Metazoa, Mollusca, Bivalvia, Myida, Myidae.